AUGCCCUAUCGUUUAGACACUCACGUUUUGACAGUGGAUGCGAACGUCAUCCACAAGGUCGAUACUGGCAAUCCCGCCAAUCUCUAUAGCAUGUGGACUGACUCCGUUGAACAAGGUCGAAGACUAGAGAACCUUAGCUGGCGACUGUGGCAAAGAGAAACCUUUGUCGUCGACAACGAAGAAAAGACAGCACCCUCUACACAGACUCUCCCCCAGAACAUUCCUUCCGAGUCAAGGAUAUCCGAUCUUCCCCAACUAUCUGGCAGUGUCGAGUCUCUUGUAGACGAAGAGACCAUCGACUUUAGUUCAUUAUCAGCACCGCUUGAGAUCGCCCGCCCUCGUGUACGACGUCAAGAUUCUUGCGCCAGCACCCGAAGCAAGCGCGAACGCCACAUCAGCUCCGACGAUUUCGAGAAGAUGAUUGUGUCUAUUGUUAAGGACAAGGGUCCUCUGUCGGCCCCUCAUGUAGCUCCUGUCCCCAAGCAGUCUCUUCCUGUUCCUCCUGCUUUCGAGCGUUCUGGUUCAACUACAACCGAGUCUCAAUCGCCUGCAAAGUCCAUCACAGCUUCAGAGGGUUCGCCACAACCUUCACCGCAAAGCCUCCCCCGCACCACUGUUGUGCGUGGCUUCUCACCUUCCCAGAUUCCCACUCCUCGAACUAUCUCCGGUGCUGCUCAGUCAUCAGACGCAAUUCCUGAGCCCAAGUCAUCGCCUGCUGCCAAGGUUGUGCAAUCAAAGAAGCCCGCUCGCUUUGCGCUUGGUGGCUCUUGUUCGUCUAGUGAACAGGACCAGAGCCUCAGCAACAGCAAGCCCAUCAUCAAGAAGCCUGUGUUCCAGAUCGGUGGCUCUUCCGAGGAGGACGGCUCACUCAAGAGCGCCAUGGCUUCAUCACGACCUGGCUCUCUGCUCUCUGCACGCAAGAAGCAGGCCUCGUUCAGCAACAAUGUCAUGACACGAACCAUCGAUGAUGAGGCAGCCGUCGACUCAGAUACCGACGACUACAUUGACGAGAGCGCUAUCGAUGACGAUGACGACUCUUCGGACUGGGAGGACUCGAUGGAAGAGAGCGGAAAGUCUAGCAUGGACGACAAGUUCUUCCAGCGAGUGGAUUCCAAGGCCAAUUUGACCUCACGACGAUCUCUCAUCACCCUCAUGCUUGCCCAGAACGAUCGCGCACGCACUCUUGGUAACCACGCCUCUCAAUCGACUUCAGCAAUUCCACGAUCUCGUAUGGCCCACGGCCCCUCACUAGGUGCCUCUCCUAAUGACUCCGACGAGGCUCCCCUGAUGAUGAAGGGCAUGCGUGGACCUGGCCUCAAGCCUAUACAUGAGGUCCCUAGGUCUAGUGCUCAGCCCAUCAUGACCGGCCCCAACCACAUCCAGCCUCAAGCUGCGCUGUCACCUCGUACUACUCGUCGCAAUAUGUUGGCGACUGAGUUGACUGAGUCUCUUCGACGUCAUCUCCUCUGGGAGCGACAACAGAAGUCCUCGACAGCUAAUGCCGUCCUCAAGCGACGACAUACAUCACACGAUGUGGCCAACCUGAAGCAGUACCCUGAGAAGCCUUGCAUGAAGAAGAGCGAGGAUGUGAAUGCCAGCAGCUGGAACCAAUACUUCUCCAAGGAGGCCAGCGACGGAUAUCACUCCAAGGGGUGGUAA
Molecule: messenger RNA, 1659 nt
Organism: Fusarium musae
Lineage: Eukaryota; Fungi; Ascomycota; Sordariomycetes; Hypocreales; Nectriaceae
Exons: 2
Coding region: 1-1659 (552 amino acids)
Biological process (GO): negative regulation of transcription by RNA polymerase II; mitochondria-nucleus signaling pathway; regulation of nitrogen utilization
Cellular component (GO): cytoplasm
Source: RefSeq, a predicted model, not a curated record